Molecule: messenger RNA, 519 nt
Organism: Drosophila arizonae
Lineage: Eukaryota; Metazoa; Arthropoda; Insecta; Diptera; Drosophilidae
Gene: Tsp29Fb
Product: Tetraspanin 29Fb
Cellular component (GO): plasma membrane
Source: RefSeq, a predicted model, not a curated record
UUGCAUAUCUUGUAGUUGGGCUGCUGCGGCGUUAAAGGUCCCGAUGACUGGAAGGAAAACUAUUCGCCCAACAACAUGACCCACCUGGAUGCGGAUGAUGUGGUGGUGCCAUUCUCGUGCUGCGGCAGCGUGGGCCCGAGUGCCAACGAUAACGAGAUGAACUGCGUGGAGCCGUACGAGCAUGGCUGCUUCAACAAGAUGAACUUCAUCAUGUCGCAGAGUGCCAUGCUGAUUGCCACCGGCGCAACCACUGUGGCCUUUGUCCAGCUGCUGGGCGUGCUCUGUGCCUUUAUGCUGGCCAAGACAUUGCGCCGCCACAAGUCGAUACGCGAGGCACGCCGCUGGCAGCUGCAGCAGAGCCUGGGCGUGCUCAUCUCCGGCGGCAAGGUGGGACUCCCAGCCAAUUCGGCAAUGAGCGGCUAUCAGCAGCUGGAGAACGGCAACGAGCAGGGCACUCACGAGCCCUACACAUACACACCCCAGAGUCCCAGCGUCAACUGAGGCCAGAGCAGCAAUUCU